AUCAAGUUUGGCAGUUGACAUAUUUCAAGCGGAAAGGAAUCAAGGGGCCUACACCACUUCCAUUUCUUGGAAAUUCUCUUGAUUUAUUUGAAGGCUUACAUUGGAAACUUAUAGAAAAUAUUAAGAAGUAUGGAAAGGUCUAUGGCAUGUACAUGUUUGGAUCGCCUGCAUUGUUUAUUAGUGACCUUGACAUGAUAAAGGAUAUCACAGUAAAGAACUUCAGCAAGUUCAUGAACCACAAGCAAUUUGUGUUGAAAUCUCGACCAUUUGACAAGGCAGUAUCAGCACUAAGGGACCAGCAUUGGAAAGAUGUUAGGAAUGUCAUGACACCAACCUUCAGUGCUGUCAAAAUGAAACAGCUGUCAGGUUUGCUCAAUGAAUCUAUUGAUACUUUGGUGAAAAACUUUGGAGAAAUUCAGAAGAAGGAUGGCAAGGUGAAAGUCUUCAGUUUAUGUGAAGCAUUCACGAUGGAUGGAAUUGCUAAAUGUGCUUUUGGACUACAGGUAGAUUCACAGAACAACCCAAGUGAUCCAUUCGUCACUAAUGCAAGGGAGUUGAUGAAGAAAAGAAUUUCAUUGAAAGUAAUGGUUGCUGGAACUUUCCCUAACAUUGGCAAAAUAAUGGAAUAUUUCAGAGUUAGUAUGCUGUCAGCUGAAAUUCAGAAGUUUUUCAUCACUGUAAUUGAUCAAACUAUUGCGGCUCGCAGGGAAAAUCCAAGCUCAAAGAUGAAGGACUUUCUUCAGAUUCUAGUGAAUGCAGAGCAGGGUUACAAAUCAGAGAAUGAGAUAAAAGAAGAGAAAUUGCAAGAGAAGAAAGCAGAAGAUGAUAUCCAUGCUUCAGUUGAUGAACAGGAAAAUGAAAGCUACUUCAAGAAGAGCAAGAAGACAACUCUAACGAGGGAUGAGAUAUAUGGUCAGGCUAUGAUAUUCUUUUUGGCUGGUUAUGAAACCAUCAAUGUUACUCUGGGAUUCUUGGCAUAUGCCAUGGCUGCAAAUCCUGAUGUUCAAGAAAAACUCAUUGAAGAAAUUGACAGUCUGACCCCAACUAGAGAUGAUGUUAGCUAUACAUCCAUUGCAAAGAUGCCUUACCUGGACAAUGUUGUCUGUGAGACUCUUCGACUCUACCCUGCUGCUGUUGUAAUUGAACGAGAGUGCAACGAGACACAUGUGUGCAACGGUAUCACUAUUCCAAAGGGGGUUCAAGUCAUUUUCCCUUCCUUUGCUAUCCAUCGUGACCCUGCAAUCUGGCCUGAACCAGACAAGUUCAACCCCGAUAGAUUUACUAAGGAGAAUCGUGAAGGGCGCCACCCAUUGGCCUGGUUACCAUUUGGUUUUGGUCCGAGGAAUUGCAUCGGGAUGAGGUUUGCCUUGAUGGAAAUGAAGAUGGCCAUCAUUCGUCUUCUUCAGAAGUACCGCUUUGAAACCUGCCCAGAAACUCCGGUUCCCCCUAAAUUUGCCAAGAUGAGCCUCAAACCUGAUGAUGACAUGUAUCUACGUAUCGUGGAGAGAAGCUAGACAAAAAUAGAAGGCGACGGCAAAGUGGUGAUUUAAAUUUUCAGCAUAUAACCCUAUGCAAAUUUACAUUUUCAGCAUUUCAAUUUGAACAUUAUUUUUUAAUAAUCGAGGGAAGCUGGAUGAAGAAAUAAAACCACAAAAGGUUAAUGGUCGCAUUGCUUUUUGGAUUGUACUGAUCUGGUCAAAAUAUAUUUGAUGUUUAUAAUCCAACAUAGAUUGUACUUUGCAAUGUACUGGACUCAGAGGAGUAACAGUUUUUAAUCAGUUUUGCCAACAAAUUUAAUGAAAUAAAUUUUUGCAAUUAUGGAAAUAAGAUUUGAUUGCCAUUUUUGUUGUCAUUUCUACCAAUGUGACUUGUGGUACAGUGAAUCAUUAUUUCAGUCAUCAAAUUAGACAUUUGCCAUAUGAAUUUCAUGCAUUGUAAUUCACCACUACUUGUAUAUAUUUCUACUUGUUUAGCUACAUUGAAUGAGGAGACCAAAUCUGCAUUUAAUUGGUUGAAUUGCAUGUUUAUUUAGUUACUGAUGUAUUCAAAAUACUUUUCUUAAUUUUAAUGACAUUUUCUAAUUUUAUAUCAGACCAGUGUUAUUGUGUGCUUAUUGAUGUUUUGUAGUUAUUAUUACAUUCAUUAGGAUUCAAGUAGUGUAUGCUCAUAGAAGUAUUAUUUUGUAGCUUAAAGUUUUAAUCCUCCUGUCAUGUUAUUUAUCACAAAUCCAAAAGAAAGUCUAGCUUCUCAAGAUGUAUAAUUUUAUCAUUUGAUGUUUUUGUUAUACAUUCCUCUAUAUGACACUUCAUCUUAAAAAAAAGACAUUGUGGAUUGCAGCAGCACAUUAAUUCUCAAGUAAUACAAUAUUCAGUUGUUUUUUACAACACCCCUGAACUUAAUAGUUUAAGGUGACGAAAACGAUAGAGAAUAAUAUAAUACAGUUAUAUCGUAGAAAGAUAGAAAUGGAGACUGCAAUUGCCAUACUUGUGUGGCAUAAUGUGUGCUAAUAAUGCAGUGCAUUUGCAUGCUCAUAAUACUACAAACAAUUUGCGAGAUGGUAUUGUUGUCACUUACGUUUCUUUUUUCAUUCCUUUGAUGGUGCUAUUGUUAAGAUAAUGUAAAGAUAUAAAAUUGAUUAGCAAGGAAAAGGUCCAACUUGGAACAUAUAAUAAAAUUAGAUAAUGUACAAUACACAGUGAAAUGUUACUUUAAUGUCUUGGUAAUUGUAACAGGGUACUAUGAACACAAAACCAAUUAACUGAUUGUAUAGCUGAUUUAUAAGAUUGAUUGUAUUUACCAUUUUGUUCAAUCACUUUUACAAAUCUUAUUGCAUUGUGUUUAAUAUGGUAUUGAGAUGUUUACCAGUAUUUACUUUUGUGAAUGAAACAAAUUUCUGAUUUGGAUUAAUAAAGAGGAACUUUGUCAUUCGCAAAGCUGUGUGUUGAGGGGCCCCAGGAGGAAACAAAAGGGUUAAAAUUAUUCAUUAUGCUCUCACCUCCCACUAGAAACAUUGUUAACUUGGCUUUAUCUACAUCAAUGUAGAUCUAUGGUUUGUGUAUGAGCGAAAAUAUGCCAUUAAUUGAAACAAAGGUUUCUAUGUGAAGAAGAAUUUUUUAAUCUAAGCAUGUUUUUCACCCCCACGUAAGAGUGGGAUUCGUUAUAUCAACCAAUGAAGUUUAAUUUCAAUUUACUCAAAGCUCUAAUCAUAUACAGUUAGAAGAAAUGUCAUCCAUGCAAACAUAUAAGUAAUUUUAAUGUUACAAUCAAAGUUCAGGUUUCUUCAUGUCUUGGUUCCAAAUAUCAUAUGUGCUUUAUAAAUAGGUUAUAACAGUUGUGAUUGUAUGACUUUUUGAAAAUAAGAACUGUAAAGGAGAAAAGUAUUUCAUUAAUAAAAUGAAGAAAAAUCA
This is a messenger RNA of Lytechinus pictus (painted urchin), 3407 nucleotides long. Its product is annotated as cytochrome P450 3A9-like. Bases 147 to 1514 code for a protein of 455 amino acids. The transcript is spliced from 12 exons. NCBI's taxonomy places the organism in Eukaryota, Metazoa, Echinodermata, Echinoidea, Temnopleuroida, Toxopneustidae. The record is from RefSeq and is a predicted model, not a curated record. Gene Ontology annotation, molecular function: heme binding; oxidoreductase activity, acting on paired donors, with incorporation or reduction of molecular oxygen; steroid hydroxylase activity.